CGGUUCUCUGACAGAUGGUGGGGCCGGUGCUCCGCAUUCUUUUUGGACAUCGGUGCCGUUGGUGCAAGUGUGCGCGAGCGCUCGCUUUUGCGCGCCUUCCUCACCUGCCGCGUGCGGGGAGGGGGGCUGGCUCGCUGGACGUCGGCAAGGUCACGCUCCGGGCUGUUUAGUGUAUCUCCACUGGAGAGGCUAACAAGCAGUCCAGAUGUGAUCCUGUGCAGCAUUGUGUGCUGCUUGGGGUGACAAAAUGAAGACUUUGGAGAAGAAACUUGAGGCAGAAGGAGACGCAUCGAACAACAGCAAAAGAUGGACCACCAUGAAAACUUGGAUCUGAUCAACCUUUCAUCAGUUAUUCUUUGAUCAGUUAUAACCUAGCGAUGGCAGCGCAGGUUGUGCUUCUAUUUCUUUUAUUCUGUAAAGGGGAAAGAAGUGGCAUUUCAGUGGCUGUUGGCCUUUUGGAGGAAGAGCGGGACUUGCAAGCAACAUCAACCAAAAGACAAGUUUCACUUUAUCCUGAGUCGGUCGAAAACUUUUUUGUGAGUUUCAAAGAAUCGGAGAGCCCGCUUCAGAAUGCAAAGGAUGAUGUAAGAACCCUGCCAAAUGUGGCUUUAAGUCUAAAUGACAGAAAAACCAAUGAUCUUGAUUUGAAGGAAGAAAUACUGAGGCAAACAGACACACUUAGUUAUCCUAUAUCAACUGCCAAACCUUUAAUACCUAAACAUAGCCCUGGACUCAGUCUGAACCACGCGAAAAAAAGCAAUUUGACUAAUGGAGAGGUUGAAGGUGUAAUUAAUGAGCAGAGUCUAGAGCUGAGUUCAGAGGAGGAGUACACUCUCCAGCCUGAGCUCCAUUUGGAGACAGGUGUCGCUGACGUUCUGCCUGAGAGGACGUGGGGCCAAUCUAAAUGGGUCACGGAGUCUGAAGACAUCCGGCCUGGGCCGUACCUGCUGGGAACGGAGCCUCGUGCCCGCCGCCGGAGGAGCUGGCUCUGGAAUCAGUUCUUUGUGAUCGAGGAGUACAGGGGACCGGAGCCUGUGCUUAUUGGCCGGCUGCACACAGAUAUGGACAAAGGAGACGGCCGCACUAAGUAUCUGUUGGAGGGAGAGGGAGUGGGCUCUGUGUUUGUUAUCGACAGCAACACAGGAAACAUACAUGUCACCAAGUCUUUAGACCGGGAGGAGAAGGACCAGUACCGUCUCAUCGCAACAGCUACAGACCGUCAGACCGGCCGAGCCCUGGAGCCCUCCUCCGAGUUCAUCAUCAGGGUGCAGGACAUCAAUGACAACCCGCCCAUCUUUCCUGAUGAACCCUAUGUUGCCAUGGUGCCGGAGAUGGCACACAUAGGAACGUCGAUAAUCCAAGUCACAGCCAGAGAUGCUGAUGAUCCGACAUAUGGGAACAGCGCCCGGCUGGUGUAUGCGAUUACACACGGCCAGGACUACUUCUCCGUGGACCCUCAAACAGGCGUCCUGCGGACAGCAGUACCUGACAUGGACCGUGAGACUCGGGAUGAAUAUCUGGUCGUCCUCCAGGCCAAAGACAUGGGAGGUCAUUUGGGUGGAUUAUCAGGCACUACUACCAUCACCGUGCGUCUGACUGAUGUCAACGACAACCCCCCUCACUUCAGAAGGAGUGCGUGGUCAUUCUCUAUAUCUGAGCUCGCAGCACCGGGUGUGGAGGUGGGCCGCCUCACCGCCACCGAUCCCGAUCUGGGAGAAAACGCACUGCUGGAGUUUACGAUCCUGGACAGUGAGGAGGCUGAGAUAUUCAAUCUAACAGGAAGAAACCACGAGGCUGUUAUUGUUCUGAACAAGCUGCUGGAUUAUGAGACCUGCAAUUCUUACACGUUCUCUGUGGAAGUCGCCAACCCUUUCGUGGACACCCGCUACAUCAGGAAAGGCCCCUUUAAGGACCAGACGACAGUCCGGGUCAUGGUCCUCAAUGCUGAUGAGCCGCCACAAUUCUCACAGGCUCGGUACCAUCUGGACGUGUCCGAGAACUGCCCCCCUGUCUGCUCUGUUGGCCGGGUCCACGCCAUAGACCCAGACACAGGACAGAGCACCAACAUCAGGUACUCCAUCGAUCCCCAGUCAGACCCCGAGGCGCUGUUCCGCAUUGCCUCUGACACGGGCUUUAUCAGCACGGUGAUGGAGUUGGACCGUGAGGAGGAGCAGUGGCAUAAUAUCACAGUCAUCUCCACACAGAGGGACAAUCCAAAUCUCGUGUCAAGGGUUGUGGUUGCCAUAGAGACACUAGACCAGAAUGACAAUGCACCGGAGUUGGACAGGCAGUACACAACGUCUGUAUGUGACUCCAGUGCCCCCGGUCAGGUAGUUCAGGUCCUGCGGGCCAUCGACAAGGAUCAAGGAGGACAAGACACCCCGGUCCACUUCAGCAUCCCUCCAGAGUCCAGCUCUGCGCUCAACCUCUCCGUCAGGGAAACUGGAGGUGUGACAGCCAGCCUGGUGCUCCAGUCAGCCUUGGAGCCCCUCCCUGGCUUCUCCUCAUCCUUACUCACCCUGUAUGUGCCAGUUGUGCUGCGCGACGGAGCCUCCGGUCUAACCAACACUGGCACGGUCACCGUGACCAUUUGUCCCUGUCUGCGAGGGGCCAUGCAGACUGAGGACAGAGGGAAACAAAGGGACAGGAGAUGGGAGAGACACAUGGUUUGUCUCCCUGUGCCAUCUGCCUCUACGUCACUCAUUUUCAGUCUGGUCACUUUACUGGCCAUGCUGGCGUGUGUCACCACUCUGCUGGUGGUGUGUGCACUCUCGCUGUCAUUGCGCCAUCAGAAGCGAGACUCCCACUCACCCUUCGAGGAGGAUGAUGUCAGGGAGAACAUCAUAUCCUAUGAUGACGAGGGGGGAGGGGAAGCAGACACCGCUGCUUUUGACAUUACAGCGCUGCAGAGCAUGCACAGAAUACAGCACAUGCACAACAACAGAAACAUAUGGUACACGCAGCCGAAUCCGCCAAGGGCCAGGACGUACAGCUGGAGUCGUAACCCGCGCCCCGGCCUGGACCCUCAGCAGCGACCGGGAUCCGCUCCGCUGUACGGACGCCUCUGCUAUGGCAUCCACACGCUGCCUGUUCUCAGAGAUUAUCCAGCUGGGCCACUGGAGGCAGGUCUGCAGCUAACGCAGCUGACCCAUGGGCUCACCGGAGGUCAUAUCGGCAAUUCCCUUGUCAUCCAGAACCAGAGCACCUUUGAGCCCAUGCUACACUCUCCUGAGAUGAGUUCUGGCUGUUACGAAGCGGAACACAUGCUGGCGAAGAGCAAAAUCACGGAGAGAAAUGAAGGCAGUGAAGCAAACGCUGCCGAGAAAGAAGCGAAUCAGGAUCAGGCCAAGAUGAACCCAACGGAAACAGAGUCGACACCAGCCAGCAACACUGCUAAUCUGACCAACUGUGACCCAACUGAGUCUUCAUGCCAAAGUCACUCCAGCUCCUCGUCAAACCAGCAGGAAGGGCGACCGGGGUCAUCGCAGACUCAGAUCAGCACUGGAGCCACCAGCUGCACACUAGACGACAUUGAUACUGACUCCUCCAUUCGCUCCGUUUCAGAGCAGAAUUAUUCGAACGGCGCACAGAUCAGCUCUGUGAACCCUCCUGUUUACCUGACGGGAGACACGUACAGCAUUGUGGGCUCGCUGAACAGCAGAGGGACGUGUAUGAACGGGACUAGCGGCAGCGGGUUGUACCCAACGGGAGUGCAGCUACUGAACAUGUGCAGACUCCAGGGAAAGGAUUUGACCCCACAGCCUUUGUCCUUACCUGGGGGGUUGUUUGGUAACAACAGUGGCUGGCUGAGCGGGGCGGAGCCUGCGAGCGCAGAAGCCGCCAACCCGCAGCCGCUUCGCAUGGAAGACCUCCUGAAUAUCCGUCUGGAUCAGGUCACCUUUGACCUGUCUCAGCCGCCCUAUGACUCACUGCAGACUUAUGAGUUCGAGGGCCGUGAUUCAAGGGCUGAGUCACUGAGUUCGCUGGAGAGCGACGGAGAGAAGGACGACGGGCGAGUGGUGGGAGGGAUGGAGGAGCUAAACCAGAAGUUUCAGCGGCUGGUGGAGAUCAUCAGAGAGAGGGAGAAGGAGAUGGAAGGAGGAGGAGGAGGAGGAGGAGGAGGAGAGACACAAGUGACCGAGGGAGGGGAGACUGCAGAGGCCACUCUCGAUAAGACUCGUAAACAAGAGGGCAGAGAAAAAGAACUGCAGAAAUGGGAUUUCUAGAUUGCGAUGAAAGAACAGUUAGAGAGAAGAGGACUUUCUCGACAGUGAUGUGUUUUAAACACAGCAGGGGUGGAAAAAAAAACACAGCCUCUGACAGAAAUCUCCUUGUUUCCCCCCCUGCCAGGAGGAAUCCAGGCAGCUGUGACAGUACAGCUGAGAUUUUGUGGUGGAAUCAGUGCACAGCGUAUAGUUUUCACCUCCACUAUGUUCAUAAGAUGCAUAUGGAAUCUGUCACUUUUCACACUUCUCUUGUAUCUCAUAUUAAUAAUGCACUUGGGCUUUCAAAGUGAAAGUUAUGAAAAAUUAACUUUUAUUGAAAUAUUGAUUCUGAGCCCUGAAAGCUGCAUUGUUAGAAAAUAGGCCUCAUCAAAUAUUGACCAGAGUUGUGAUAUUUAAUAUUGAUAGUUUAAUAGGGGCACGCUCACUGGAAGUACUCGGAAUCUGAAUGAGGGAUUUGCAUUUGAAUUGGGGAGUUUUUCAGACCACACAAGCGUACAGUAAUGUAGGCCUUCACUGCCACGAGCUCACUGAGCCUCUCCGACGAGUCUUAAGUAUUUGUAUUCUGUAGCUCUGUAGAGAGAGUCAAACUCCAGCGAGUAGUCAGUAGAAAAAAAAAAACCUGCUCACUAUGCAAUUUGCACACAGUUAGAAAUGAUUAGAUUGUCACUGUCAAAGAUGUUGUGAAAGUACAGUAAAUGAUGUCCAUACGUAGAUAAACAUCAACUCAUGCUUUAUUGCUCCAGAGUGGACGGUCUUUUGGGAGUGGAUGGAGGCUAUUCAAUGGAAUCCACACAGGAAAUUAAGCAUCUGAUGUUCAGUUAUUAAACUGUUGCAGCCUUACAAUA
Messenger RNA from Acanthopagrus latus (yellowfin seabream), 5071 nucleotides. It is a transcript of the gene cdh24a, whose product is annotated as cadherin-24. Bases 378 to 4226 code for a protein of 1282 amino acids. Gene Ontology annotation, biological process: homophilic cell-cell adhesion; cell morphogenesis; calcium-dependent cell-cell adhesion. Gene Ontology annotation, cellular component: plasma membrane; adherens junction; catenin complex. The record is from RefSeq and is a predicted model, not a curated record. Lineage: Eukaryota; Metazoa; Chordata; Actinopteri; Spariformes; Sparidae. The transcript is spliced from 15 exons. Gene Ontology annotation, molecular function: calcium ion binding; cadherin binding.